GGAGUAACGACGAGCAAACAGAAAGUACCAGAGAACGUCUCAAUUCCGCUUCUUUGCCCUUUCGUUCUAGUUAUCAUUGUCCUACAAAUCCCAUGAUGCUCAGCGAGGGAGUUCUUUCGGUUGCUAUAGUAACAAAGAUCUGAAAACAACUUCUUCCGCCAGUUCAGCCAAAGGAACCAGUAUAAUGGACAAUCCUUGUGAGUUCUGGUAGGCUGUGGAUCUUGAUCAUUAUGUACUCUAGCAACAGAAUGACGGCUUCAGAUGACUGUUUCCUCCGCUUUAUAGUCCAAGAGGAAAAUAAAUGUGAACAGUGUCCAAACAGUGAAAACCCAACAGAGUCUCCUAGCAGAAACUAUAAGGGUAGCCAAAGCAACAGUGGGAAUAAAAUCAAUAACAGUAGUAAAUGUACUAGUCAGUGUGGAAGUGGAAGUUUUCAGCUUGACUAUUCUAAUGACUUCCAAGAUCAUGCUUCAACAAGAGCUAGUAGCAGUAGCAGCAGUUGUUCAGAGCAGAACAACUGUGGAAGUUCUCAGAAUUACUAUUAUGAAGACUUCCACACAGAUUCUUCAGAAACCUCUAGUAGCAGCGGCGGUGGUGGUGGUGGCAGCAGUAGUGGUAGCAGCCACUGCAACAAUAACUCAGAACAACCAGAAACUAAAGAGGAGGAAUCACCAAAGGAGAAAAAGGAAAAUGAUCACCAAGCCAAAGGGAAUAAGCCAUUACCUAAGAAGAAAAAACAGCAGAAGAGCUCUUUUGGUACUGACAAUAUUACAAAUUCCCAGAACAACAGUAAUGUGGCUCACCGCAUAUUGUCAGCCAGGCUCCGCAAAGUUAAAGAGACGAAAAAUGAAGUGUGUGUUCUGAAGAAUAAACUAGAGGCAUCCAAUAUGGAAAAUCAGCUCUUGAAGCGCCUUCAGUAUCGACAUUUGAAAGCAAUAAGUAAAUAUGAAAACGCAGAGACGAACCUGCCUGAUCUUAUGGCAAAACACUAUGAUGAAGUGAGAACUCUAAGGGCACUUCUUAGGAAAUCUCAGGAGCAGGAGCGCAAUGCAUCCAGGAGGCUCAGAGAAGUUGAGGCACAGCUGUUAAAGACACAAGAUACCUUGCAGGCAUUGCAGAAACUUUCUGAAGAUAAGAAUCUUGCAGAGAGAGGGGAACUUAAAAACAGAUUAACAGCCCUUGCAGAAAGUAUGGAAGCCAGUGACAAGAGAAUUCAGGGCCUAGAAAGGCAGCUGCAGUUGAACAAUACAUCGUUUAGUCAUCAGUUAGCAGUUGAAAAGAAAAACACUGUUGAAGCUCGGACAAUCACCACAAAGUUGCAAAUGGAAAUCAAGUUACUUAACCAAAAAAUUAAGGAAAAAGAACGAGAACUUGGAAUAAGAAACAUCUAUGCAAACCGACUGCUUAAAGGUCAAAAGGACAAAGGUGACACAGAGUCUCCCCCAAAAGAUAUUAAUGUGAACAAAUCAAUACAAGUAGAUAUGAGUUUUGACCUAGAAGCAAUGGCCCCACUUCAAAAGCAUGAGACCGAGAAAAGUACAGUUUUAAAAAAGGAGAUGACAACCAAAGCUAUAAAUUCAAAAAACAAAUCAUAUAAUGCACCUGAAGACAUGAAACUGAAGACAGAUAUUCCUCAAACUGAAAAGUUACUAAUGCAAGAACUUUCAAGUAGAACAUGCACAGAGCUAUUAAGGGAAGAAAUACAUCUCAGUGUAGAACAACAAUUCAAGUGUAAAAACCUAGAAAGACAGAAAAAAAGGAGAGAUGGACAAGGGAUAAACUUGCUGAAGGAAGAGUUUGAGAAAUUAAGGACAGCACGAUCAUUUCAGCCUACACAUGAUGUACUGCAAAAAGAGAAUACUCUGGAGGAAACUACAGUGGAAAAGCAAGAAAAUAAAGAAAACAAGAGAAGUGGAGAGCCAAAAGAAGUGAUUCAUGAUAAACUAGCAAUACUAACACAAAGACACAAAACUCCAUCUAAAUUAAAGAAACAGUAUGUAUUUACAGAAGCCAUUGAAAAUUUACAUCAGGGAUUUCCCUCAUCAGGUCCAACAUCCAACAAAAACUGCAAUAGUAGACAGGUGAAUAGUUACCAGAGUGAAAUAGCUGAGUUUAAGGCAGGAAAUGCAAUCAGUGCUUAUGAACCAUCAUUUGGCAGGGUUACCAAAACAAGGCAAAAUGAUACUUUGGUACAUGUUGAAGAUCAUAUACCCACAGUAUCUAUGGAGAAAAAAAACACUCUUAUGGAGGAACUCUUUGGUCCGAGCUGCAUCUUAAAAGACAGUCAUCCAAACUCCCACUUGAAAGAGGUGGUUAGGGGAAAAAAAACUCUGCAGAGUGAAAGGAUUUCAUACAUCAAUGAUAGUUUGCAGUGUGGUGAUUCCAAACAAGCCCAAAUAAAGGUUUUCCAUGCAAUGACCUCCUUGGAAGACCUCAAGUAAUUAAUUCAUACAUUUCUAGCAACUUUCAUAAAGUUAUCUUUAUUUCUUAAAACAUAUAUCUAUUGAAAAGCAAUGUAUUACCUUCUGUAUAUUUUUUCAAAUGACUCUAGAAUAGUUUAAAUGACUCACUCAUUCCUAGAAUGGUUGAUAUUCUUUUGUUGGAAAACAUGCAUCUAAGAUGUACUAUCAGCUUAUACUGUACUUAAUAAUGAAACACACAUCAGUGUAUUGCAGUGCAUUUUAAUGAAUCUAAAACGAUAGAACAAAUGACAGCCGUACUUGCAAAAAAAGAGAAGAAGCCCCAAAGACUGUAAAAUAGGGAUAUACAUUCAAAAAUAUAUUGAAUGGGUACCCAUGGUAAAAAUUAUUGCAAGUGUCAGUAAAUGCCUAUUUGCAGUUGUAAAGCAAAGCACUACCCAGCUUUGUUUACCGACCCCAGUCUGCAAAACCUCUAAAAUGAAUAAAGGAAUUAAAAGUAUUCACAUACUUACAGUUAUAAAAGUGAUUCAUAAUGGCUGGAUUAAAUCUAAUCUAGAUUAGAGUCUAAUCUGGAUUAGACUCCAGAUUGGGCAUUUUAAUUACAGAAAAUACUGUGUGGGAUUUGCACUAUUAUGUAUAGACAUAAUGAAAGUCCACAAAAUAUUUCAGAAGAGUUCAGAAAUCUUGAAGCCAUAUUAAUAAAAUAACCACAGUUUACAGCUAAAAUUCUGAAACUAACAAGGCUAGUAGGAGAAAGGAAAUACUGCAAACCAACACUUCUAUUUCAUUAAUCCCAAACUCGACAGUCUUUAGACUGCAAUGGCAAGUUCACCUGCCCUGUCCAAAUCAUCCAGUACAGUGGGGUACAUUGGAUGUAUAAAUCUGUGUUAUAAUUGGGCUAUGCACAUUGUUUUCUACUGUUGUACUAGCAUCCAAAACUAUAUGGGGUACAAUAAAAUUCCAUACAGUACAAUAAAAACUCUUUUUCCAAGCAUCAAA
This is a messenger RNA of Hemicordylus capensis (graceful crag lizard), 3419 nucleotides long. RefSeq names its product lebercilin LCA5 like (gene LCA5L). Gene Ontology annotation, cellular component: axoneme. NCBI's taxonomy places the organism in Eukaryota, Metazoa, Chordata, Lepidosauria, Squamata, Cordylidae. The transcript has 8 exons. Bases 231 to 2441 code for a protein of 736 amino acids. The record is from RefSeq and is a predicted model, not a curated record. Gene Ontology annotation, biological process: intraciliary transport.